AUCGAUGGCGAGCUUUUUGACGCAAGCGCUCGAAGCGAAACCCCCUGCGCGCUCGAAUGUUGUGUAGGGGGUUUGGGGUAAAGGAGAACCAUGGCUAUCCGGGAGUUCGUAAAUGGGGGAGAAGAUUUUCUGGGAGUAGGAGAGAGAUUGGUCGGUAAGAGAGAUGGAGUUAGAGGAGGGGGUGUAGAGGGGAAGUGAGACACGCGACCCUCUCACCUGUUUGCCAACCCGCCAGUCUGGUUUACGCGCCCGGUCAUCCGUCGGCGCUACAAGUGGUCUCUCGUCGUCUCUCUCUCUGACUAUAUUCUAAAUCGUGUGCAUGUUUCCCAUAGAGGCCACGUUUAUAUAUCCUUCGCGAUUCAAUUAAUUAGUUCAAUUAAAACACACGUUGGAUCGAGACGUGUUUUACAUUUGUUAAAGUCGCGUCUCUCGUUCACCGCGGGGGGGGAUUAUUAUUAUUAUUCAAAUAAUUUUUUCAACGAGUUGUGUGAACUGUUUUUUUUAAAAUCAUCUUCUCACUCAAAUAUGGGGACAAAGGAAAAGAUGACAAUUAGUGUUUAGUGAUUAAAAAAAACCCCCCUUCUUCGAGAAAAAAUGACUUAAAUAACAAUGACUGGGAAAAUGAUGAGAAAUGAAAAAAGAAGAAAUAGUACACACAGACAGAGAACAAUUUCUUAACAUCGUAAAGGGUCUUGGGAGUUCUUGAAAUCAAAAAAAAAAAAAAAAAAAUGACACUAUCAAAAGAACAAUGCCUCCUGGGGGAGUUAAAAACAUUUACCCACCUAUCGACAAUCUCUCGAACGAACAAGAUCUGAAAACAUAAUCAAUUACAUCCUUUUUUAUCCCAAAGAGAAAGGAGCCACACAAAAAAAAAGUUUCCAGAUUUCCAAUCUUAUUUCUUGUUUUUUUUGUUUUGAUUUCAGUUUCUUUUCGUGAAACCGCAGACAAAAACGAGUCAAUUUUAUAGUUGAUUUUUUUUUACUUCCCUUUUUCUUUACGAAGCGGAAUGGUUGUCGAUCUUUGUAAGACGUUAUUAAAUUUUAAUCGUGCUUUCAUUUUUGUUAUGGUGAGAGAGGUUUUCUUUUGAGAGGAGGAAAAGAAAAAUUAUCGAGAAUUGGAAAAAGAAAUUAUACACAUAGAGGGAGAGAGAGAGAGAGAGGGAGGGGAAAAAAGGAAGGAAAAGUGAGAGAAAGAGGGAGAGUGAGAAGAGAAAUAUAAAGUGGAAAAACGUGACAAGUGGAAAUACACGAUGAGUUUUUUUAACUCACUACAUCAAUACGUCAGCGACAGUGUCGCAAGUCUCAACUUGGGUACGAAGAGAUUCUCAUUUAGUCGAGAAGAAUCCACUACUGCCGGGGCUGGAAGAAGUGGGUCCACUGGGAGUGUUACCUCGACAACUAAUUCCACCACGACGACCCACCAUGGAUUUCCUAAGGUCGUACCACCCCCUGGGACAACGACGCCACCACAUGCUCGUUCUCUAUCGUCUCGUCGACGAACUCUCGAGUCGACUUUUGUUCCUGGACUGUCGGUACAUCCAGCAGCAGGCGGAGGGGGUGGUCAAUUGUCCCCCCGACGAGUAGGCUCUUUUAGACGAAGUAAAGGAUCCACAGAUCGACCUCCAUUAAUGUUCUGCCGUAGAAGACCAUCAUGGCCAGAAGUUGACAACGAGGCAACUUCCGGUGUUCAGGAAACAGAUGGAUCGUUCUUUGAGAGUUUUACUGCCUUGUCUUGGAAACAAGAAAAUCGAAGGUUAAUCGUUCUUCAAGAGGUUGAGGCCAGAGCAGAAGAAGCACCACCACCGUCCAGAGAUUUCAAUCUAAAUACAUCUCAAAAUUACAGAAUGAGUCAGAAAGAGGUGAGAAAAAUGGAACAAUUGUACAGAGAGGUUCUUUACACAAUUGCGAACAGGGUUGGGGCCAGUACGGGACCUUAUGUCCAAUACAAGGAGGACCUUUAUAAAUAUGCCCAAGAAGCUUUUAGCGUUCCACAAGAUCAACAUAGACGAUUUUUAAAUAUUGCUUCCGAAGAAAAGCCACCAAUAGUUGUCCUAAACGUAUUAGUAGUGGAGGCGGAAGGUCUCGAAGCCAAGGACGCAAAUGGUUACAGUGAUCCGUACUGUAUGUUGGGCAUUCAACCGGGUAACAGCAGCUCUCUACCUAGUCCUCAGACGAAUUUACCCGGUCAUUCUCCUCACACUGCACCACCUUCGCCUAGACAAACGACUCGAGCUUUAUCGGAUGGUGGCUGUGAAAUCGAAAAUUCUCAUCACGAAAAGCUUCGAAAACACUCCAGUUUCAGAAUUGCGUCAUUUAAACGAAAGGAACAGCCGAGUAGACGAGAGCAUCGAGAAUCUAUAAGUGGUGAGGUACCGGCGAAGUACAUACGAGCCACUUCAGUGAAGCACCAUACUUUGAAUCCUCGAUGGGAAGAAAAGUUUCCCUUCGUCAUCGAUGACAUCAAUACUGAUAUCAUACACUUAGAUAUAUGGGACCAUGACGACGAGUCCUCGGUCCUCGAUGCGGUCAGCAAAUUGAACGAGGUUCGAGGGGUCAAAGGUCUUGGUAGAUUCUUCAAGCAAAUCGCUCAAAGUGCAAGGUCAGGGAGUCAAGACGAUUUUCUCGGCUGCGUCAAUAUUCCCGUUCAGGAUAUACCAAGCACGGGACUGGAAGGUUGGUACAAACUACAGGCUAGAACUCAAAGGAGCAACAUUCAGGGUCGAAUUAAACUGAAGCUUUGGCUUUCGACUCGAGAGAAUCGGGGCACUUCCGAAGAGGACAACUGGGGCGAACUUCGUCAACAGGAGAGGCUGUAUACUGUAUUUCUCAAUCAUGAAAUUAACAAACUAACGAAAGACUUUAAUGGAGAAUUAUCACAAAUUCCAAUGACAAUUCUGCAUCAACAUGCGGUUCAGGGUGACAUCACUGACCUACAACAGGCAAUCGUUAGAUGGGUUGCAAGUGCAAGACAAUCUUCAGUAGAUCCAAAAACUCUUUAUAGGUUCCUUCAGGAUAUAGAAAAUAUGUGGCAUCCGAAUGAACUUUCUAUAGAGGAAGUACAAUAUUUGGCAGACUCGUUUAAUGCAUUUUUGGACGUGACAUUAAAAAAGGUUCGACAGCAUCGAGUUCUAUUUCCUCCUCUCCAUCAACCAGCAAUUUCAAAACUUGAUAAUCUUCUGAGGUGCCUCGGUCUUUUGUCGAUAAUGUCAGCUUACAGAAAGUGCUGUCCCUUCAACAAAGAGAUGCGUUGGGAGAUAAUAACGGCCCUUAGAAAAGGAACCCUUGAAUGGUAUCAGGAAACGAGGCAGCAAACUAUGGGACGUGAUCAAGAGCCAGAUCAGGAUCAAGAUAGAGUCCUUCAGGAUUUUACGAAUUUAGUGACUGCUCUAUUAGUGGAUCUUGAACAGGGUCAAAUUUACUACAAUAGCCUUUUCGAACACACGAACGGAGUACCCUAUUUCUCGGCCGUUUAUAAGCAGUUGGAAAAGCUGCUGGCGGAACACGUGGCGAAACACAUGGAGAACACGUCCGAGAUGCAUGAUGAACUUGGAGCUAGGGUGACAACAGCUUGUUUACAAAUACACGCUCAGGAUAGAGAAGAUUACGUUUUACCUCCUGGUGCUGAAAUUGGAACUCCUAUUUUCGAACUUUAUUUAGCACUUCAGGAAUUCAUGAAAAUGAAGAGAUACCUGCCGCAAUCUGAUCAUAAAACUUUGGCCAUUUGCAAGUACUAUGAGUGGUUCAAACCAGCGGUUGAUAAGUGGUUGGAUUUAGCAAAGUUGAAGGCAAUGCAGCGAGUGAGAAGGGCAUCAGAAUUGGAUAGAAUAUGUACUGGUGAAUAUAUAGUGAAACAUUGCACAUCAGCAAUUGACGCUAUUUCGUGCUUUGAUCAGUUGAAAGAAUUUUGGAAUCAACUCGAAUGGCCGGAUAUCCCAGGAUCAUACAGUUUCGUAUUGAAAGUUGUUGACGCAAUUUGCACUUGCGCAAGUUAUUAUGCUGAACUGACACAUCAAAAACUAGCUGAUUCAGGUUAUUACGAUGAUCAGGGUCCUUAUAAAACGACUGACGAGGUAAAUGCACAGAUUUGCGUGUCGGUGAAUGGAUUGGAAUAUGUGAGAAGAUGGCUGGAAAAUUUGGGGGAAAUGUUGCAUAUUGAGGAUCUGUUUGCGACCUUGGAGGGACAGGCGGCCGAAGCUGUUUUCCUUCAAUGGCGACACACAAUGAUUUCACCCUUGGAACAAACAUUGGGACAAAUGAUGCUUUUUAUUAAUCAAAUUAUCUCACGAACUGGGGCAAAGAUGAGACCGCCGUUAAAGAAGGCAAUGUUUCAUUUGGCAUGGUCGCCCGACAGUCUUCCAACAUCGGAGGCAAUUGCACCUCUAGUGGAAUACUUAGAUGUACACCUGGUGACUCUUAACUCGGCUUUAUUAUCAACCAAUUUUGCCCGAGUGCUUCAAGUCGUUUGGGAAGUGGUAUUGAGCGAGCUUUACAAUCAAAUGGACGGAAGUGCAGCAGAUAAACCGCCACUAUUUUACGAAAGACUUCACGAGGCUCUUGAAUAUUUGGUGAAUUUCUUUUAUGCGGACGAAAAGGGUUUGACCUACGACAUUAUUCGCUGUGAAAUAUUUUUAAAUAUCGAGGAAAGACUUGAAUAUCAUAAAAUGGAUACAACUCUUCUAAUCGACAGAUAUUAUCAACAACGAUUGCAGGACCAAAUGAAUACGUUUACGGUUGAGUAUGGUGUUUUGACAGUAAGGGCAUAUUUUAAUCACGAUUCACUUUGCGUGGAAGUCAUAAGUGCAAGAGACGUGAUUCCCCUUGAUCCAAAUGGACUCAGUGAUCCUUUUGUGAUAAUAGAAUUGCUGCCACGACGAGUCUUUGCCCACUGUUCCGAACAACAAACGAAUGUAAAAAAGAAAACCUUAAAUCCUCUCUUUGACGAAUGUUUCGAAUUUUCCGUGAGUGUUGAACAAUGUCGAAGUCCGGAUUCAAUGGUCCUAUUCACUGUAAUGGACCACGAUGUACUGACGGCAAAUGAUUUUGCCGGUGAAGCCUUCUUGGGACUUAGCAGCAUUCCUGGCGUUGCGGAUUCUAAUGCAAGCAUCGAUAAUUUUCAUGGCCUCAAACAUCAAGAGUUACCUCUCAUGCAACAAAAAAAUAAAUAUCAUCCAAUUCUACAAAUUUUGGAAUCUCGAACAGGCGACAAAUUAGCCCUGGACUUUGUUAAAAAGCAAAAAUUACGAUUUGCCACUUAAAGAAAAUGAAAAAAAUUACGAAGAAUUUUUACUCUUAACAGAAGAAAAAGAAUUUUGAUAAAAAUUAUUUAUCAAAAUGAAAUUAUAGUAAAAAAAAAAGUACGCUCUGUUAUUUCUUUCGUAUAUAAAUCGAUGUCGAAUAUUAUAAAUCAAUAUCGAUAUAGGAAUAUAAAAAGUGAAAAAAGAAAAAAAGGUAAAAAAAAAAAUUAAGAAAAUGUGAAGAACUAUUUUUGUGUCAAUGUCGAAGCUCGAGAGAAAAAAAAAUGAUAAAAUGACAAAAAAUCAACAUGAAAUUAAUGUGCUGUAUCUAUAAGGAUAUAAUGAAUGUUUACAAAUUUAGGUACACUCACGCACCUUGGAAAUGACGCGAUCUCGAAAAUACAAUUCAUUUCAAAGAAAAAAAUACUAAAUACCCAUUAAGAGAAAAAAAAUUAAUACUAAUAGAAAACAAAAAUCGUAAGUAAAAAAUAUUAAAAAUCUUAAACGAUUUAAAAAGAAGAAAGAGAAAAUAAUAAAUAAAAAAAAUAACGUUAAAUGAAAUGUUUUUAUGAUGGUAACUAUUAGUGGAAAAAAAAAAUAAUAUUAAAUGAGAAAAAUUUGACAAAAAAAAAUCGUUUGAGAGAAAAAGUUUAGUUUUAGAAUUUUUAUUCAAUAUUCCAGAUUCGAUCACUUUUGUACCUUAAACAAUAUUUUCAAAAAUAUUAUCGACUGAUUAGACGGUCUUGAAAACAAUCAUAUCUAUUCUUUUAUACUCAAAAAUUUAUUUUCUCUUUUCAUUUUAGUCGGAAAAAAAAUUAGAAUCAAACAUUCUAUUUCUUUUGAGCUUGAAAAAUAAUUUUUAUUUAAAAAAAUAAAUAAAUUGAAUAAAUUGAAUUUCAUUGCGAAAAUAAAUUUUUGAGCCGAAAAAAAAAUUUACUUUAUAAGAGUUGUAGUAAUUGUCGUUUAACGUAAGAAUAAUGUAGAGAUUCUGGGUUGAACUUCAGUGUAAUAGUAAUUUAAAAAAAAAAUAGGGAAAAAAUUUAUUAAUUCGCAAAAGUGAAUAAAUCACAAAUGGGAAUAUUUAAGAAAAAUUUUUUUUCGAGGGGGAAUAAAAAAUCUUCCUCUCUCUCUCUACUUGCCUUCGAUACGAUCGUUUCGAUCCGUUUUUAUCGAAGAAUUCAAUCAAUUUAAUGGAACAAUCUUUAAAUUCUCUAUAUAGUAUAUAUAAAAGAAAUUAUAUUUUUUUUUCGAUUUCUUUUUGAGAACUACUGGAAUUAUUCUUUUUCUUUCAUUUUGUUGUUGAAAUUAUUUU
Molecule: messenger RNA, 6545 nt
Organism: Leptopilina heterotoma
Lineage: Eukaryota; Metazoa; Arthropoda; Insecta; Hymenoptera; Figitidae
Gene: unc-13-4A
Product: BAI1-associated protein 3
Exons: 27
Coding region: 1250-5254 (1334 amino acids)
Source: RefSeq, a predicted model, not a curated record